Molecule: messenger RNA, 2025 nt
Organism: Naumovozyma castellii
Lineage: Eukaryota; Fungi; Ascomycota; Saccharomycetes; Saccharomycetales; Saccharomycetaceae
Gene: PTR3
Product: Ptr3p
Exons: 1
Coding region: 1-2025 (674 amino acids)
Source: RefSeq, a predicted model, not a curated record
AUGGAUAUCGGAAAGAUAAUAAAUGAUAUAGAACAGAAUUUAUUCCUUCCGAAGUCCUUAAUAGCCAUCCAUCCACACUUCCCGAAUGCUUCACCACAAGAUUGUUCAUAUGAAAUUAAAUUCGAUAUAAUUGACGAUUGUUCCAUAGCAUCAUGUGGCUGUUGCUUUUCUAACUCAUUAUUCAGAACAAUAUCUCAUGAGGUAAACUCCAAAGAGAUCAAAUGCCCCAGCUGUGACACGCAAAAUGUACAUUUAAUCGGACCGGUGAAACCAUUAAGAAAUUUAUAUCAUCAACUGAUAUAUUUUAAAUCUCAAUUAUCUAACUAUUCAUCAAGUUCACCCCCAGAAACCAUCACAUCACGAGAUUCUAUAGAACAUACAGGAAGAUCGUCAUCAUCCUUACACUCAUCAUCGGAUGAUGAAACUUUGGAGAGGAACAAGACUACUCUGAUAGGCUUAUUUCAUUCUAUUGCCUCCAGCAUAGAUUCUGAAGAAGAUAAUAAUAAUAGUAAUACCCCUACCUUAAUAUGCAACAAGACCGCAGAACCAAGACCAUACGAAAAGGCAAAUUAUCAACCGGUUAACGAAACUGAGAGCCUCGGGCGCAUAGAUGAUUUGAAAAUGCUGGAUAAUAUUUCCAAUACAAGAACAUUAUCAAUAUCUCAAGAUAAUAAGUCAUCUUCAAAUUCUGUUUCUAUUGCCACUCACGAUCAAAGGACAAUUACCGGCACUGUCACUUCGACGGCUCAAAAUAAAACCUCUAAUGAUAAUAGUAUAUCAACAAUAACUAUGGAUGAAAAAAAAGAAUAUUAUUUUGCCAAAUGUUUCCCCAGUUAUAGAAAAAAAUUGCAAUACAAUACCCAUUCUAAAUUUUUAAGGACAAAAUCUAAAGUAUUUAUCAAUAAUUCAAUCUCACCAGACUGCUCCAAAUUUGCAUUAAUAACUGAACAUAAAUGGGAGGUAUACUCCAUUAAUGGCAACUCUGCUCCAACUUUAUUAUUUUGUGGGAAAUCUAAUGGUGAAUUUGGUCCAUCAUUUGACACUUUAACCUUGCCAGCAGAUAAAUCUGUUUUAUAUCCAACGAAGGGAAAAAGAAUAACCAAUUGGGAACAUCUCUAUUGUCGUUUAUCCAAUGAUUUCUUGGUUAUAUCAGGAUCAAAAAAUGUUUUCCGUGUAUACAGUCUGCAUAAGGAGGGGGAGCCAAUUUACACGUACAAGUCAUCCUUCGCCAUAAGAUGCAUUGAUAUCGAUCCAAAUUCAAAACUUAUAGCUUGUAGUAUUCUUGGGAAGGAUAGGAAUACUGGUUCUGAACAAGCUUUAAUCGUAUUCCAUCGGAUUGAAGAAAACAAAGUAACAUUAGAACCAAACUUCCUCUCUCCAAUGACUAUCAUUCUACCAUACAGAGAUCCCAUCAAUACUUUGCAAAUAUCCAAUGAUGCACAAUACUUAUCAUGUUCAACAGCAUUAGAAUCUCGAUUCUUAAUUAUAUCUCUGAAGAAAAUAAAUGAACCAAGACUAAUUAUGAAAAGUUUAAGAUCAAUAGACACUUCUCAAGAAUCCGAGGGAAUUACGGACACAAAAUUAUUUCCUGGUAAUCCUAAUAUAAUGUGUGUCACCUCUUCUGCAUUUAAUUCACCGCCAAUUGUAAUUAACACUAAGAUUGAAAAUAUUGAUGGAAUAAGGAGUGUAGCGCAACCUAGUAUGCUGAUAAAAUUGGAUAAAUUGGGAUCCAAGAUCCAUAAAUGUGAAAUAUCUCCCAGAAGCGACUCUAUUGCAUUUUUAGAUCGUAAUGGAUCUGUUUAUAUCAUGUCUGCACCAACAAUGAUGGAUAGAGAGAAGAAGAGACUUGUAUUGGUGGACAUGGUAUCAAAUGCAUACAGAGUCCAUGAAGCAGCUUCAUUGAGGUUUAGUACAGACGGUCACAAAUUAUUUAUUCUUGAUAGGAAGGGCAUAUUGUAUAUUGAAGAUUUUGCUUAUGAUACACCUGAAAAUCGUGAAGUAACAAAAUGCAAAUUGAUUAGUUGA